Molecule: messenger RNA, 1182 nt
Organism: Cladocopium goreaui
Lineage: Eukaryota; Dinophyceae; Suessiales; Symbiodiniaceae
Source: the annotation of a GenBank genome assembly
AUGAAGUCUGAGCUUGGGUAUCCGGAGGACCGCAUCGAGAAGAUCAAAAAGUGGGCCAUUGCAAAGCAGCUUGUGAGGCUUUGCGAAUAUGAUGAAGAUACUUUGGAGUAUUGGGUGAAUGUGAGAACAUCUGGCACCCUAUCCCGUGAAGAUUUGCUCACGUUGUCGAAGUCUCGUACCCAUGAACAAGAGACCACUGCAGAUGCUUUUGCACAUGAGCAAGUGGAUUUGAGUGUUGGUGGGUUUCCCGAUUUGGGUGGUGCUGAGCCUGCUCUUGCCACGGAAGGGGACAAGAGCCUAGGGGUGAAACAAAAGCUUGCGAUGUACUUGAAGAAUGGGUUGAAGGCCAAAAAUUCAGUCAGCACCGUGGCUGACAAGAUCCGAGCCUUGGCAUUGGAAGACCAAUCUUGCAAGGCGUUGAGCGAGAAGAUCGAUGCUGAGUUCCUCAAGAUGACGCGCUUUGAGUUAAGCCAGACGGUCGUGCACAUUGCAAAGAUCUAUGGAAAAGGCGCUCCUGCAGCUGAUUGUGUUGAGGAAGCACAGUCCGCUUCAGUGAAGGAUGAUUGCCCAGUCCUGCGUCGCAUCGCCAGUGCAAGGGUGGCAGAUCCUGAUGAACCUUUGUUCAAAGCCUUGAAAGAUUGCGGGCACGCCCUUGAUGUGCCAGUUACAACUUUGAAGCUGGACAACACCUUUGAAUACCCAUGCCUUCACCCACGGGAUUUUGCUGCCAGUUGCAUCAUCUAUUUCUGUGCUAAGACGUUCAAGUCGUCGCGAAUUGGUUUGGCGUUGGAUCAUGUCAAUCUCCUUUUCCGAAAUUUUCUUGCCACAGAAAAAGAACGUGUCAAUUUUAGCAACAUCACAUUUGAACUCUUGGGCUACGAAAGCAGCAGAACAUACCCUAUGGGACACUGGUCCAAAAAUUUGGAUACUGCUGUAAUGAUCAAGUUUGUGGAGCACGUGGCAGCCAACAAUUUGGAUCCUGGAGAUCCUGUUAUGCAGCUCAUAGUGCAGGGAAGCAGCGCUAUAAACCACUUUAUGCGUGUGUUGCUUUCUGCUCCCUAUUGGCUAUGUGAGUCUGAAGCUUGGCAGGCCAUCUUUGCGGGGCAGGAAUUUUUGUCAGCUUUUGCUGGAUUGGCACAGGCUUGCUAUCAUCAGAUUUUGUUGGCCACGUCUCAAGAUUAA